Molecule: messenger RNA, 1017 nt
Organism: Mizuhopecten yessoensis (Yesso scallop)
Lineage: Eukaryota; Metazoa; Mollusca; Bivalvia; Pectinida; Pectinidae
Product: leucine-rich repeat extensin-like protein 3
Exons: 2
Coding region: 1-1017 (338 amino acids)
Source: RefSeq, a predicted model, not a curated record
AUGUGUGAUAACAGUAGCCCAGCCAACAGUGUGAUAACAUUACCCCCACCAAACUGUGUGAUAACAGUACCCCCACUCAACAGUGUGAUAACAAUUCCCCCACCCAACUGUGUGAUAACAGUCCCCCCACUCAACUGUGUGAUAGCAGUACCCCCACCCAACUGUGUGAUGGCAAUACCCCCGCCCAACUUUGUGAUAAAAGUACCCCCACCCAACUGUGUGAUAAAAGUAUCCCCACCAAACUGUGUGAUAACAGUACCCCCACCCAAGUGUGUGAUAACAGUACCCCCACCCAACAGUGUGAUAACAUUACCCCCACCCAACUGUGUGAUAGCAGUACACCCACCCAACUGUGUGAUAACAGUACCACCACCCCAAUGUGUGAUAACAGUACCCCCACCCAAUUUUGUGAUAACAUUACCCCCACCCAACUGUGUGAUAACAGUACCCCCACCCAACUGUGUUAUAACAGUACCCCCACUCAUCAGUGUGAUAACAGUUCCCCCACCCAACUGUGUGAUGACAGUACCCCAACCCAACUGUGUGAUAAAAGUAUCCCCACCAAACUGUGUGAUAACAGUACCCCAACCCAACUGUGUGAUAACAGUACCCCCACCCAACUGUGUGAUGGCAAUACCCCCACCCAACUUUGUGAUAAAAGUACCCCCACCCAACUGUGUGAUAACAGUAACCCAACCCAACUGUGUGAUGACAGUAUCCCCACCCAACUGUGUGAUAACAGUACACCCACCCAACUGUGUGAUGGCAAUACCCCCACCCAACUUUGUGAUAAAAGUACCCCAACCCAACUUACCCCCACCCAACUGUGUGAUAACAGUACCCCCACCCAACUGUGUGAUAACAUUACCCCCACCCAACUGUGUGAUGACAGUACCCCCACCCAACUGUGUGAUAACAGUACCCCCACCCAACUGUGUGAUAACAGUACCCCCACCCAACUGUGUGAUGACAGUACCCCCACCCAACUGUGUGAUGAUAGUAACCCCACCCAACUGA